AUCACCUCUGAACCUACUCCAUCUUUAACUAUCACCUCUGAACCUCAUCCAUCUUCAACUAUCACCUCUGAUGCUUCUCCAGCUUCAACUAUCACCUCUGAACCUCCUCCAUCAUCAACUAUCACGUUUGAACCUCCUCCAGCUUCAACUAUCACCUAUGAACCUUAUCUAUCUUUAACUAUCACCUCUGUACCUACCACAGUUUCAACUAUCACGUCUGAACCUCCUCCAUCUUCAACUAUCACCUCUGAACCUACUCCAUCUCUACCUAUCACGUCUGAACCUCCUCCAUCUUCAACUAUCACCUCUGAACCUUCUCCAGCUUCAAAUAUCACUUCUGAACCUACACCCUCUUUAACUAUGACCUCUGUACCUACCACAGUUUCAACUUUCACCUCUGAACCUCCUCCGGCGUCAACUUUUACCGCAGAACCUACUCCAACUCUACCUAUCUUGUCUGAACCUCCUCCAGCUUCAACUAUCACCUCUGAACCUACUCCAUCUUCAAAUUUUCCCGCUGCUCCUACUCCAUCUCUACCUAUCACGUCUGAACCUCCUCCAGCUUCAACUAUCACCUCUGAACCUCCUCCAUCUUUAACUAUCACCGCUGAACCUACUCCAUCUCUACCUAUCUUGUCUGAACCUCCUCCAUCUUUAACUAUCACCGCUGAACCUACUCCAUCUCUACCUAUCUUGUCUGAACCUCCUCCAUCUUUAACUAUCACCGCUGAACCUACUCCAUCUUCAACUUUUCCCGCUGAUCCUACUCCAUCUCUACCUAUCACGUCUGAACCUCCUCCAGCUUCAACUAUCACCUCUGAACCUACUCCAUCUUUAACUAUCACCUCUUAA
This is a messenger RNA of Caenorhabditis briggsae, 852 nucleotides long. The transcript has a single exon. Lineage: Eukaryota; Metazoa; Nematoda; Chromadorea; Rhabditida; Rhabditidae. The record is from RefSeq and is a predicted model, not a curated record. The annotation marks the transcript as partial.